Messenger RNA from Eurypyga helias (sunbittern), 1001 nucleotides. RefSeq names its product protein broad-minded-like. NCBI's taxonomy places the organism in Eukaryota, Metazoa, Chordata, Aves, Eurypygiformes, Eurypygidae. The record is from RefSeq and is a predicted model, not a curated record. The annotation marks the transcript as partial. The transcript has 8 exons.
AUAAAGAUCUUGACAAGCUUUUAUCACUCUUAAAAAGUCCAGAGAAGCAAACUGGGUGGACAGAAAUUUGUAGAAAACAGUUCUGCAAACUCAUGAAAGCCAGACCGGGUAUCAUCCGUGGAACAAUUUUGGCAGAAUUAAUUGAAAAGUUUGUGUCACACCUGUCUGAAAGCCAAUUGGAGUGUUAUUUCAGCAUGGGAAACUAUAAAGAUAUGGAUACAGAUGUGAAGAAUGAAAGCCUUUCAUCUGUGCAGCGGCUUGGUGUUGAAAUGACAGUCAGAUAUGGAAAAUAUCUAAACUUGCUAAAGGAACAUGCUGAAAACGGAUUGUGCUUCGUCUUAAUGAAUUGUGAGAAAUUUCUGAAACAGGAACAAAGAACUGUGGUAUCCCCACUUUGCUGCUUGCAGGAGCGCUGUGCCGGCUACGACUGGUUUGCGUCUUCUGUCUUCCUCAUAAUGUCGGGAGAUGCGGAGAAGACACUGACAUUUCUUCAGCGGUUUUCACGUCUUCUUGUUUCCGCAUUUCUCUGGCUGCCACGACUGCAUGUAUCGAUGCACCUGCCUAUUACCACAGUGGAAUCUGGCAUCCAUCCAGUCUAUUUUUGCUGUGCUCACCACAUUGAAAUGUUGCUGGAAGCUGAGCUGCCACUUGUCUUUUCAGCCUUCCACAUGUCUGGUUUCACUCCAUCCCAGAUUUGUCUGCAAUGGAUAACUCAGUGUUUCUGGAAUUACAUGGACUGGAGCGAGAUUUGUCACUACAUUGCUAUAUGUAUUUUCCUGGGUCCCGAUUAUCAAAUAUAUAUAUGUAUUUCUGUGUUCAGACACCUACAGCAAGACAUUCUGAAGCACACUGAAGCCCAAGAUCUCCAGGUCUUUCUUAAAGAAGAAGCACUCCAUGGGUUUCGAGUGAGUGAUUAUUUAGAAUAUAUGGAAAGCUUGGAAGCCAUCUACAGACCGAUGCUGCUGAAAGACAUGAGGAACAUAAGAGCACAGAACACAUAG